AUGGCGCAACAGUUGAAGAACGUCGUUCUUGCUGGUUCAGCCGGCAACGCCGGAUCCAAGAUCCUGCAAUCCUUGGUCGACUCUGGACAGUUCAAUGUCACCUUGUUGGUGCGCAAGACGGCAGUCGCCCCUGCCCCUGGAGUGACCGUCAAAACUAUUGAUUUUGGGUCGAUGGCCGCCCUAGUCGAAGUGUUCAAGGGCCAAGACGCCGUCAUCGAUGCCACGAUGAGCCCAGAUGCAACGAUGCCCCUGCGCAUGAUCGAUGCCGCUGUCAGUGCUGGCGUGAAAAGGUUCAUUCCUUCUGAAUUUUCUUUGGACCCGAACAAUCCGUUAUCGCGGUCUGUCCCGGUUUUUGGUCCUAAAAAUCAAGUGUUGUCUCGGCUCAAGGAUCUCGCGUCGACGGGACGGUUGACCUACACCACGAUUUCCAAUGGGGCUUUUCUCGACUGGAACCUGCGAACGGGUUUCAUCAAGAUAAACAUCAAGGACAAGAAGGUGGAACUUAUGGAUGGGGGUGACGUGGUUAUCCCCUGGACGCUGUUGGACCACGUUGGAAGAGCGACAGCAAAUGUUCUCCUCCAUGCGGAACAGACGAAGAACCGUUCGGUGUAUAUCUCCACUGUCGAAAAGAGCCAGAAAGAAAUGUUUAAGCUGGCACAGGAGGCGCUUGGGAGCGAUGGCUGGACUGUUUCAUCCUUGGAUAUGGAAAUGGUUUACCAGGAAUCUCUUAGGCAGAUGAAGGCUGGCAAUCUCACAUUUGAGGUCUUUGGGAACAUGAUUCUCUAUUGCAAUUCUAGGCUGGAUUAUUCUGGAAAGUGGGAGAAGGAUGACAACGCUCUGCUUGGAAUUCAGCCCUGGAGCGACGAGGAAGUCCGACAGCUUAUUCGGUCAAUCGCAUCCGAGUAG
This is a messenger RNA of Colletotrichum destructivum, 906 nucleotides long. RefSeq names its product Putative NmrA-like domain, NAD(P)-binding domain superfamily. The record is from RefSeq and is a predicted model, not a curated record. NCBI's taxonomy places the organism in Eukaryota, Fungi, Ascomycota, Sordariomycetes, Glomerellales, Glomerellaceae. Gene Ontology annotation, molecular function: oxidoreductase activity. The transcript has 2 exons. Bases 1 to 906 code for a protein of 301 amino acids.